AUGUAUGCGGCUGGGGCCUGGGCGAAGUCCGCUGCAAAGCUGGUAUCUAGAAAGCAACUCAAUGUCGUGCAAAGAGGCUUCGCCCAAAAAAUAUGCAGAGCAUACAGAACGGUUUCGCUCAACUCCGCACUCGCACUGUCCGGGAUACUGCCUCUCGACCUCCGUAUCAAAGAGGCUGCCACACUAUUUGAGAUUAAGAAACGAAAAAAGGAGCACGCCUACGGAGAUAGGGAGAUCGAGAAGGAAGUAAUGUACACCAAAACCGCACACCCUGCAUGUAAGCCACACCUACAAUAUAAACAUCUGGAGAACCAGGAGCAGAUUAACACCCUGGAAAAUUUGCAAUUUAAAAUUUACACGGACGGCAGCAAGUUUGAGGGCAAGGUCGGGGCCGCUUUUUCCUUAUGGAAAAACGACCUCGAAAUUGAGUCCAAAAAGUUUAAGCUGUCGUCUCACUGCACCGUAUACCAAGCUGAACUCCUGGCUCUCCGAAAUGCAACGGUGGUGGCCCUGGAAAGGGCUGGAUAUUCAUUUGGAAUAUUUAGUGAUUCCAGGGCUGCCCUUGACACCUUAUGCAAUAGUGAGACAAGGCACCCUCUAGCAGUACCCGCACAAAAUAACAUAAGCCAGGCAACACAGGCAGGGAAAACAAUCUCGCUAUACUGGGUGAAGGCCCAUGUGGGGAUAGCAGGAAACGAGAGGGCGGAUGAGCUCGCGAAAUACGCCGCGCUACACUUGAAAACUAAACCAGUGUACGAUCAAUGCCCGGUCUCAUUCAUGAAGAGACAAAUCCGAGAGGACACUCUCCAUGAAUGGAAUCGGAGGUACACGGAGGGACCCACCGCAUCCGGUACAAAAAUAUUUCUGCCCGACGUCUAUAUAGCCCAGAAAUUUAUAAAGUCAGAGAGCAUAAACAUGCACCUCACGCAAGUACUCACUGGGCACGGCGGGUUCUCGGAGUACUUGAAUCGCUUCCGGUGCAAAGAGAGCCCGUCGUGUAUUUGCGACCCGGACGUGGCGGAAACAGUCGUCCACUUAAUUCAUGAUGAAGUUAACUUCCAUCGAAGGCCGGAUAAGUUUGCGGACAGAACAGCGACGGCAAAUAAUGCUCUGAACAGAUACCUUGCCAUGAAUUUUAAUGGGGAAGAUUUACUCAAAUUAUUCCUUUCACACGAAUGA
Molecule: messenger RNA, 1179 nt
Organism: Bombyx mori (domestic silkworm)
Lineage: Eukaryota; Metazoa; Arthropoda; Insecta; Lepidoptera; Bombycidae
Exons: 2
Coding region: 1-1179 (392 amino acids)
Biological process (GO): DNA replication, removal of RNA primer
Molecular function (GO): RNA-DNA hybrid ribonuclease activity; nucleic acid binding
Source: RefSeq, a predicted model, not a curated record